AUGGGAAAACGAAAACCUUUGAAUAAUCAUUCACCGUCCACAUUUUCUCCUGUUCAUCAUCACAUGAAUUUACUGUGUCAGCAAAUGUUUCUAUACGCGAAUUGUCAGUCAAGAAUGGAUGCUUCAUUUACAAAACAAUUAUGUUUGUUAACUUCGAAAAAUUUAAUAACACUUAGUCAAAAGUCUCAGACACGUUUAUCGUUGGCUAUUCGUCGGUCAUUAUGCACGAAAUGUUCGAUUCCUCUUCAUAUGUCAGGCAAAGUACGAAUGCGAAGAAGAAGUAUUCAUGUACAUUGUUCUCUUUGUAAUCAUAAACAGAUUAUUGAUUGUCCAUAUGACCAAUGGUGUUCAAAGUAUGUUGAAUCCGUGCUUCCGGAUUCAUCUUGUGAUAAAUUACUGGAAGAAUAUAACAAUGAGUGA
Trichobilharzia regenti is the source of this 420-nucleotide messenger RNA. NCBI's taxonomy places the organism in Eukaryota, Metazoa, Platyhelminthes, Trematoda, Strigeidida, Schistosomatidae. The record is from the annotation of a GenBank genome assembly.